AUAGGAUCUACGCUUCUAUGGAACUUCUGAAUUCGUUGCCGCAGGUCGCCGUCAGUAGACAAAAGGAACGGUUCGACGUUUCAUAUACGAACAGAUAAACUAACAAGUUUUUCGGUUCUUCAGUUUUGUUAUAAGUUACCGUAGUAAGGAAGUAAUAUUCGUCUUGCAGAAUAACAAUCUCAGGCCUUUAAAGAAAAUGACCUACGCAUCGCCCUUACCAAGUCGCGAAUUUCUCUGGGACGUCUUUCAAAGAGUGGACAAAGAUCACUCCGGAGCAAUAUCGGCAGAUGAAUUACAGUUGGCAUUAUCAAAUGGAACAUGGACACCAUUUAAUCCAGAAACUGUUCGUUUAAUGAUAGGUAUGUUUGACAUUGACAAAAUCAAUCCCACUACAGGUAUGUUUGACAAAAAUCAAACAGGAACCGUCAGCUUCGAAGAAUUUGGCGCUUUGUGGAAAUAUGUAACAGAUUGGCAAAAUUGUUUCCGAUCCUUUGACCAUGAUGGUAGUGGUAACAUUGAUCGUCACGAACUUAAAACAGCUCUGACGAAAUUUGGAUAUACACUGUCGGAUGGUAUAGUCGAUACUCUGAUUCGCAAAUACGAUCGUGCAGGAAGAGGAACAAUCUACUUUGAUGACUUUAUUCAGUGUUGUAUCGUCUUGUAUACACUGACAGCUGCUUUUCGACAAUUCGACACUGAUAUGGACGGCGUUAUAACUAUCCGUUAUGAACAAUUUUUGGGCAUGGUGUUUAAUCUUAAGAUUUAAUCAUCAUAAGAAAUGUACCUAAUACCUUUUGAUCGCCAAUUUGACCAUUUUUCUGGUUAAUAUCUAUAUAAGAGGUAUCAUCAUAUGUAAUUUUAAGUACCAAAACUAAACUAUGAUACAACGUUCAGUAUGAAGCAAAUUGCCAAUCUUUAAACUUCAUUAAAAAGUUAUACUUUAAUAUUUUGAUAAUUGUAAGAUGUGAACAAUGUGUUGAUCAUAUUGUCUUUAGGAUCAUUCCGUGCUUUUAACUUUAGGAAAAGUCUAUGUAAAAGUCAUUAACUCAAACUAUCGAUUGUUAACACUUCUCAUCUAUCUCAAGGUUUUUGUGCUUUAUGUACUAAUGUUAUUUUACGUAUAUGUAGUUUAACAUUAAAUUUAAGGUGUAUAAAGUUACACGCGUUAUCUGAUUCCUACUUGAUUAAUACAUAUAUCAUAUUCUAAUAAUCAUUCCUAAGUAUUAAAAAUAACACAAGUGUUUCAUUUUACUGCUUUUUAAAAGAAGAAGUGACGGAGUAACUACAAUUUAUGCAUUCCAAAUUGUAAACAUUGCCGAUAAUCUUUUACAUUUCAACACAAGCUACAGCAGUCAAUUCACUCUUGUCGAACUAGAUUAAUAUUAACUAUGAAAUGGAAAUCAGACCCUGUUGUCUCAAGAAGUAUGCGAGGAGUAACAGUUUUUAAUAAAAGGUUUUGCAAUAUUUCGCUUCUAAUCGAUAUUUGCAAAGUACAGCCGAAUGCUAGAUUUGCUACAAUAUAAUGGUUUAUAAUAUAAGAUUCCUAUGGAACAUAACGUACCUUUACUCUUUGGCAUGUAAUGUACCUAUUUAUGUACUUUUUUAUUAUUUCUCUAAUGUUACAUAAAGUAUAUUUCCACUAAUAUUUACUGUUUGCUCAGUUUCCAAAUGUCCUUUUAUAAGUUAUGCAUUUCUCAGCAUUUUUCCAAUAUGUAAUAUCGAUUUAAACGUUAUUGAUUACAUUGUCAUUACUUUGGAUGAUAAUAUGCUAAUGGAUUUUUAUAGACCUACAUGACGCAAAACUAACAACAUAUGUUAGAGACAGUAUAACAUGUGUGUGUAAAAAUGAUUUGUUUAAUAUUAAAUAUAGUUUCAAACA
This is a messenger RNA of Orussus abietinus, 1879 nucleotides long. It is a transcript of the gene Alg-2, whose product is annotated as programmed cell death protein 6. The transcript has 4 exons. NCBI's taxonomy places the organism in Eukaryota, Metazoa, Arthropoda, Insecta, Hymenoptera, Orussidae. Gene Ontology annotation, molecular function: calcium ion binding. The record is from RefSeq and is a predicted model, not a curated record. The coding region runs from base 197 to 766 and encodes 189 amino acids.